AUGGCUGAAUCUCGAAGAGCACGAUAUAAAUAUUGUAUAGUCCCUGGAUGUAGAAAUACUACGGUUACGGCGCCAACAAAAAUAUUUAUAUGUGUUCCAAAGAACGCUAGUAUACGUAAAAAGUGGUGCAAAGCGAUGAAAAGGGAUUAUAAAAAGGCCGAGCUUUCAGCAACAAGUGUUAGACAUUGCUGUGAAGAUCAUUUUGAGCUGGAGAAGGACGUAGAAAAUUUCAUGAGAUGGAAAAUGAUGGGUGGUCCAAUAAUGUUAAAAAAGGAGGCAGUACCGCAUAUUUUUGACUGCCAACACACGAGUAAUAUUAAAUCAAAGAGACCUCGUGCUGGAAAAAGAAUUUGCAAUGAUGUUGAGCAAAAUAACUUUCAGCCUGAGGAGCCACAACUUACAACUUCAACACCUGAAGAGUUGUGUAGUGAUCUUAAGAUUAAAAUUGAGCCGCUGUCUCCAUCGCAAGACACGGAUGAUAAAUUGAACUCCUUUGAUGAAAAUAUUGAAGUGGAUGAACAAACCAGCAAAUUGGAAAUUGUAAAAACUGAAUGCUCCCCCAUUGAAACCACAGAUGUCGAUAAUAAUAUAAAGUAUCUCCUAUCAUCCGAAUUCUAUUCUGGUAUACUCCCAAGUGAUGAAACUACAGAGUGGAAACCAGUAAAUGAGGACAGUGAAUAUUUUGAUGACGACUCAAAAUCAAUAAUAGUGAAAGCAACCAUGUUGUUCAUUGAAAAAGAACCAAAACUGUAUUUAGGCAUACCCAAAGAGGCUUAUUUUUGCUUGGAAAUUUUAUCGAAGAAGAUUUCAGCACCGCUUACAGAUGUUCUUAUUACACUAAAAAAAAUUCGAUUUAAUGAACCAUGCUCUAUGUUAUCUAUACAGUUUGGUAGAACUGCUGCAAAUAUAGGACAAACCUUCAGACAAACUGUACCACUGAUGUCAAAACAUUUAAAAGAAUUAAUACACUGCCCAGCUCCAAUAAAGGUAGUUGAAUGUUUACCAAUAACCUUUAAAAGUAGAUAUUCUAAGGUUCAGUUUAUUAUAGAUUGUUUUGAAAUUGAAAUACAAAAACCUAGCAACCCACGACAUGAGUCUUCGACCUGGUCCGAAUGCAUGGGUUGCAAUACUUUAAAAUAUAUGAUAUCAUGUACUCCUGAUGGAUUAAUAAAUUUUGUUUCUACUGGAUUUGGAGGCGGUGCCUCUGAUACAACAAUUUUUGAAAACUGUGGUUUUGUUGAUAAUCUACGUCAUAAAAGUGAUAUAGUGGCCUACAGAGGUUUUAAAAAUAUUGACAAUAUCUUAGCACAGUGCAACUGCAAACUUAUAAGAACUCCUAGUGAUACCCCUAGCAGCAAAAAAGAACUGUUAGAAUUGAAAAAAGUCAUUCCGUUUCGAAUACACAUUGAAAGAGUGAUAGGAAGGCUUCGGAGUUUUAAUAUGCUCGUACCCAAUGCAUGCAUAGAUCUUAAUUAUUUGUCAAUAUUUGACGAUAUUGUAACAAUAGCUUGUAGUUUAAUAAACCUAGAUAAUAAUAUAAUUGAAUUUAAUGUAACGUAAACUUGAAAUAAAAUAUAAAUCAUC
Molecule: messenger RNA, 1584 nt
Organism: Aethina tumida (small hive beetle)
Lineage: Eukaryota; Metazoa; Arthropoda; Insecta; Coleoptera; Nitidulidae
Exons: 2
Coding region: 1-1560 (519 amino acids)
Source: RefSeq, a predicted model, not a curated record